Molecule: messenger RNA, 486 nt
Organism: Pochonia chlamydosporia 170
Lineage: Eukaryota; Fungi; Ascomycota; Sordariomycetes; Hypocreales; Clavicipitaceae
Product: reverse transcriptase, RNaseH
Exons: 2
Coding region: 1-486 (161 amino acids)
Source: RefSeq, a predicted model, not a curated record
AUGUUGUCACAUUAUCACGUAUCCAGUGGACGGUUACAACUAAACAGCAAGCAGCGUGCAUCGUCACCAGUCGACGACCGCCGGGACAACCCGACGAAAAGGUCCCGCACAACUGUCAAACCCAAGAAAGCCGUCAAGAAUCUUGGCACAUGUUCCAUGGACAAGAAGCAGAUUGGGGACAGCGUCAAAGCAGCACUGGCUUUGAGUAAGUACGCGCUCAAUCGAACACUCCAAAUGGACACGGCCUUCUUCCGCGCAUUCUUCAUCGAUAACAAGGCCCUCGCCAACCCUCUGCAGAUCACGCCCGCAGAGUUCGACGACGCCACCCCCGUCGUCGUCGUGGACGUCGGUCACCACCAAGCCGGCGAGCUGCUUGGUGUCAGCAAGGUCAAGGGAGGAAAUAGGUUCGCCAGGACGUACUUGGCGGCCAUGUGUGUUGUGUUCUACCCAGACAAGGGGAUCGCCAAGCUCUGGCUGUCUGUGUAG